This is a messenger RNA of Penicillium maclennaniae, 1947 nucleotides long. RefSeq lists its product as uncharacterized. Gene Ontology annotation, biological process: transmembrane transport. Gene Ontology annotation, cellular component: membrane. NCBI's taxonomy places the organism in Eukaryota, Fungi, Ascomycota, Eurotiomycetes, Eurotiales, Aspergillaceae. Gene Ontology annotation, molecular function: transmembrane transporter activity. The transcript has 3 exons. The record is from RefSeq and is a predicted model, not a curated record. The coding region runs from base 1 to 1947 and encodes 648 amino acids.
AUGGAAGUUCCUAAGCAGGCGCUCAACUCCAUCGAUGAGAUGGAGAUCCACGAGAAGAUGGCCUUUGACGAGGUCAUUCGUCCUGCCGACUCUUAUACCGAGAACGGCACCUACUGGGCUGAUCUCCCUGUUGGUCAGCGUAUCAGCUUCGUCACCACCCAGGAUGCCAUUGAGGCUCGCAAGGAGUUCACUUGGCUGUGGGAGAUGUUCAAGGCGGAUCCCUUGGCCCCUAUCGGUCACUACUUCCGCAACGCCGUCCUGCCCGGUGCUGGUCUUGGUCUCGAGGGUUACGUCCUGUUCUCCAUCUCCAACGUCAGCUCCCUGUUCAAGGAGUCCUUCCCUGAGUGCUGGGACAAGAAGAAGGUCUGCUCUGCCAACUGGAUUGCUGCCGUCAACUACAUGGAGGUUGCCGGUAUCAUCGUCGGUCAGCUUCUCGUCGGUGUUCUUGGUGACUGGAUCGGUCGUCGCUGGGGUCUGAUUCAGGAUGCUGCUAUCAUGUUCGUUGGUCUUAUCAUGCUUACUGCCUCCUGGGGUGUUACCCAAAACGGCUGGGUCAUCUGUUACGCUUGGUCUCUCUUCUUCUACUCCAUUGGUGUCGGUGGUGAAUACCCCAUGACUGCCACCAUUGGUAUGGAGAAGGGCUACGCCUCCGGCAAGCUCAGCACUGCCAACGACCGUAUGCACCGUGGCCGUACCGUCGUCGGUGCUUUCCUGAUGCAGGGUUGGGGUCAGUUCGCCAACCAGGUUAUCCUGAUCCUUCUGCUUCUGAUCUUUCACCACGGCUCUGGCAACCCUCCCUAUUCUACUGUUGCCACACAGUGGACUUACCGUAUCUCCUUCGCCAUUCCUGCUGUCGGUACCCUUUGGCUCGUCUACUACCGUGCUUACCACAUGAAGGCUGCCUCCAAGCAGCUCGAGGCCCAGAAGAAGAAGGCCUCCGUCACCGGAUACGAUAAGGAGUCUCUUGCUCUGGUUUUCAAGCACUUCACUCCUCGCCUUCUCGCCACCGCCGGUGGUUGGUUCGCCAACGACGUCUUCUUCUACGGUAACAAGCUCUUCCAGAGCAAAUUCAUUGGCGUCAUUAGCCCUCACGCCAAGGGUGUCACUACCAACUGGCUCUGGAACUUGGCCAACAUCGGCUGUGAGCUUGCCGGUUACUACUUUGCCGCCUGGUUCGUCGACAACAAGCUGUACGGCCGUAAGUGGAUGCAAAUCGUCGGCUUCAUCAUGUGUUUCAUCCUCUUCGUCAUCCCCGCCUUCAAGCUCAAGUACUACGAGGAGGCUACCCACAUUCACUCUUUCCAGGCCAUGUACUUCCUGUCCUCCUUCUUUAACCAGUUCGGUCCCAACUGUAUUACCUUCCUUGUUGCCGCCGAGUGUUUCCCUACCCCUAUCCGUGGUACUGCUCACGGUAUCGCCGCCGCCGCCGGUAAGGUCGGCGCUCUCAUCAUCGCCAUCAUCGGCUCCUACACUACCCUCCAGCAGCAGUUCUACAUUGUGCCCUGGUUCGGUCUCGCUGGUGCCCUCCUGACCUGGCUCUGUCUUCCCGAUACCACCGGUCUCGACCUCCGCGAGCAGGAGCGCCGCUGGAAGUUCAUCCGUGAGGGUCGCGAGUCCGAGUACCACGGCCCUGCUGUCCACCACAAGCACUUGUCUGUCUGGGAGCGCUGGAUGGGCAAGGGCAAGUACUACGAUGCUGCCCUUGACUACCAAGACAAGGUCCGCGAGUACCGUGCCGAGUGGGAGGCCGCCAUGGCUGCCCGCAGUGACGAGAAGGCUAUCUACGAUGCCGAUGAUGUUGAUGAGCACAUUCUCUCUGGCUCCAUGCACACCUACUUCGAGCGUACCACCCCUGACUUCCGUGGUAUCGAGAAGGAGACUCACACUGAGGAGCCCAUGACUCUCCCCGCCUCUGCUGCGGAUCAGGAGAAGCCCCUGAACCACUAA